This is a messenger RNA of Zonotrichia albicollis (white-throated sparrow), 985 nucleotides long. The record is from RefSeq and is a predicted model, not a curated record. NCBI's taxonomy places the organism in Eukaryota, Metazoa, Chordata, Aves, Passeriformes, Passerellidae.
CCCGCUGAGGGCGAGGGCGGGAAAGGCGCCCUGAGGGCACAGGAAUCUCUGCAGAAUGGCAACUGCUCAGAAGCAAAGGAAUUCUGUGAAUGCAGUUGUAUUUCCCAAUAAAAUUGCCACGGAGCAGCAAUCCCUGAUGGUGGUGAAGAGGCUCCUGGCAGUGGCAGUGUCCUGCAUCACUUACCUGAGGGGAAUCUUCCCUGAGAGUGCCUAUGGAACCAGAUACAUGGAUGAUGUUUGUGUGAAAAUUCUGCGAGAAGACAAAAACUCUCCUGGCUCUACCCAGCUGGUGAAAUGGGUGGCUGCUGUUGCUCCCAGCCAGGAGAACAGGUCCGAGUGCCCCAUCAGCUGUGCGGACACCAAGCGGGCCAGCAUCCUGCUCAUCCGCAAGAUCUACAUCCUGAUGCAGAACCUGAGCCCCCUGCCCAGCGACGUCUGCCUCACCAUGAAACUGCUCUACUACGAUGAGGUCACCCCCCCUGAUUACCAACCCCCAGGCUUCAGGGAGGCCCAGGACGAGGGGCUGCUGUUCCAGGAGGAGCCNAUCUCUGAAAGGCAGGGGCAUUUUUGGGGAUAUUCUUUGAGAAAUGAGGAUCCUGCCUUGGAUAAUGGAGUGGAAAAUAAGAAUCAUGUGAAUAAUUCAGAAGCUCAAGAGGGAAACGGGAAUGGGACACGGGACGGGAAUGGGAUGAGAUACGGGACGGCACUGGAGCGGGAAAGGGAGACGGGACGGGAACGGGAAUGGGAUGGGAACGGGAAACGGGAACGAGACAGGGAACGGGAUGGGAACGGGAAUGAGACACGGGGUGGGAGAGGGAGACGGGACGGGAACGGGACGGGAGCGGGAAUGGGACACGGGACGGGAAUGGGAAUGGGAUGGGAAAGGGAGACGGGACCGGAAUGGGAUGGGAACGGGCAUGGGAUGGGAAAGGGAACGGGAUGGGAACGGGAAACGGGAACGGGAUGGCAGAGAGAGACAGGAUAG